AUGCACAAGUCCUAUCACCACCACCAACAACACCACUUUAAACAAUAUUCCUCGAUUGAAAAUCACUAUCAACACUUUGCACAACAAUUGCCGUUGGAUCCUAAUUUUGAUCCUUCCGUGCACUGGACUGUUUCUGAAAAGAUCCAUGGAUGUAACUUGAGUUUUAUAUUAUGGAAGGAAGAGAACAAGACACAAUUUACUGUGGCCUCUCGAAGACAAAUAUUGGAUGGCAAUGAUCGAGCUGUUUCAUCAUCUUCACAGAACAAAAAGAAGGACGAUGAAUUUUUCCCUCAAGCAGUGGAAAUGGUGAAAAAACGAUAUCAGGAGAGAAUUUUGAAAUUAUUUGAUAUGAUGGUGAACAAGUAUACAAAUGAUGAUUUUAUGGUGAGAAGAUGUAAUGUAUAUGGUGAAUUAUUUGGAGGAAAAUAUCCACAUGAACAAGUGGAAAAUGUGAAAGGAAGAUCUGUCAUUCAACAACAUGUCUAUUAUACUCCAGAUUAUGAUUUCUAUAUUUUCGAUAUUUAUGUUUGGGGAUUGGAAAAGAAAAAAGAAAGUGGUUUUUAUGUUCCAUAUGAUGAAAUGAUCGAAUCUUUGAAGGAAUGUGAAUUUACUCUCUUUGCGAAAGAGUUAUUUAGAGGUUCAUUCGAAGAAUGUUUAAAUUUUGAUUGUCAAUUUAGCACCAAACUUCCAACUGAAUAUUUCCAAUUGCCACCUCUAAAAGAUUAUUCAAAUAUUUGUGAAGAAAGAUUUCUCAUUAAAAAGAAGAAUGAGGCGUUUAAGGAAGUGACCACUGUAAAGAAACCACCAAGAAAGAGAAAGACGAUCAAAAAGCCAGAGUUUAAAUAUUCAGAAGCUUCCACUCCAGUGUUCGAAGGUCUAAUGCAAUACAUGAAUCCCUCAAGGUUGGAAUCAGCCAUUUCCAAAGUUGGUGAUAUUAUGAAUAGUUUUAAAUUGAGGAACAAGUGUUUAGCUUUGCUUGUACAGGAUGCUUUGGCAGAUUAUCAAAAGGAACAUUUAAAGGAAUGGGAACAAGUUCCAAAGGAGGACAAGAAGUUAAUCACCAAAUUCAUGUCUGAGGAGGCCAAGGAAAUUAUCGUCGAUUACGUUUAUGAAUUUUCAAACGAAUCCACGAAUAUGGGAGAGGAGGAGAAAGAAGGAUCUCAUUUGGAUGAACCAUAG
This is a messenger RNA of Naegleria fowleri, 1179 nucleotides long. RefSeq lists its product as uncharacterized. Bases 1 to 1179 code for a protein of 392 amino acids. The record is from RefSeq and is a predicted model, not a curated record. NCBI's taxonomy places the organism in Eukaryota, Heterolobosea, Eutetramitea, Acrasida, Naegleriidae. The transcript has 4 exons.